This is a messenger RNA of Odobenus rosmarus divergens (Pacific walrus), 1242 nucleotides long. It is a transcript of the gene SPATA2L, whose product is annotated as spermatogenesis associated 2-like. The record is from RefSeq and is a predicted model, not a curated record. The transcript is spliced from 2 exons. Bases 1 to 1242 code for a protein of 413 amino acids. Gene Ontology annotation, cellular component: cytoplasm. Lineage: Eukaryota; Metazoa; Chordata; Mammalia; Carnivora; Odobenidae.
AUGGGCAGCAGCUCGCUGUCCGAGGACUACCGCCUGUGCCUGGAGCGUGAGCUGCGGCGUGGCCGCGCGGGCGUGUGUGGGGACCCAUCGCUGCGCGCGGUGCUGUGGCAGAUCCUGGUGGAAGACUUCGACCUGCACGGGGCGCUGCAGGACGACGCGCUGGCGCUGCUCACCGACGGCCUGUGGGGCCGCGCCGACCUGGCCCCCGCGCUGCGCGGCCUGGCCCGCGCCUUCGAGUUGCUGGAGCUGGCGGCUGUGCACCUGUACCUGCUGCCCUGGAGGAAGGAGUUCUCCACCAUCAAGACCUUUUCAGGGGGCUAUGUGCACGUGCUGAAGGGCGCCCUCUCGGAGGACCUCCUCCUCCAGAGCUUCCAGAAGAUGGGUUACGUGCCCAGGGACAACCACCGCCUCAUGAUGGCUGCCCCACCACCCGCCUGCCAACUGGUGCAAGUGGCCCUGGGCUGCUUCGCUCUCCGGCUGGAGUGUGAGAUCCUGGGCGAGGUGCUGGCGCAGCUGGGCACCAGCGUGCUGCCAGCCGAGGAGCUGCUGCAGGCUCGGCGGGCCAGCGCAGACGUGGCCUCCUGCGUGGCCUGGCUGCAGCAGCGGCUGGCCCGGGAAGAGGAGCCGCCGCCUCUGCCCCCCCGGGGCUCCCCGACGGUCUACCAGACCCCGCUGGACCUCUACCGGGAUCUGCAGGAGGACGAGGGCUCAGAGGAGGCCAGCCUGUACGGUGGGCCCUCACCAGGCCCCGACUCCCCACCCCCAGAGCUGGCCUGCCGACCGCUGCUCUGGGAACAGAGCGCCAAACUGUGGGGGGCCAGGGGCGCGGCCUGGGAGCCCCUAGAGGAGGCUGAGGUGCUGCCCCAGGCCAGCAGCCCACCCUAUGGGGCCCUGGAGGAGGAGCAGGAGCGUGAGCCCGCGGCCUUCUCCUUCCUGACCCUGCGGAGAGAGCUGCUGAGUCAGCCUGGAGACGGGGCUGCCCCCAGAGCCCCAGGGAGCCCUGGGCAGGCCGGCCCCCAGCCCCCCGGCUACCAGGCACACAGCUGCCUAGCUCCUGGGGCCUUGCCCGCCCUCUGCUGUGAUACCUGUCACCAGCUGCACGCGCCCCACUGUGCCGCCCUGCCCACCUGCCGAGCUGGCCACGCGCUUCGCCCGCUGCUCAGCGAGGGCCAGCGGCGCCUGUGGCUGCAGCGUGCACAGCUGGAUACCCUGCUCUAUGACGGACCCGGGGCCCAGCCUUAG